Messenger RNA from Leishmania mexicana MHOM/GT/2001/U1103, 1245 nucleotides. RefSeq lists its product as hypothetical. The coding region runs from base 1 to 1245 and encodes 414 amino acids. NCBI's taxonomy places the organism in Eukaryota, Euglenozoa, Kinetoplastea, Trypanosomatida, Trypanosomatidae. The record is from RefSeq and is a predicted model, not a curated record. The transcript has a single exon.
AUGAUUGUGCGCACCGCUUCUCGUCUCUCUGCCCGAUGGCCGGCAGCGUUGCUGGAAGCCUCGCGUGUAUUGCCUUCCUCGGGCGCGUGGGUGUCUUGCUGGAGUGCAUUCUUCAAUGAACUGCAGCUGCAAGAAGAGUCGCACAGAGGCGGCACGGAUGAGGCAGGCAACGCGAAGUUCGACGUGGUGCCGGCGCCGCUGCUUAGGUCCAUUGCACAGCAUUGGGUAGACGAAGCGCUCCUUGCGGUGGUAUCUGUCCGUCUCGCCGAGGUGUAUUCGCCGGCGCGCGCAAGCGCCUUGAAAGGGGUGUGCGAGACUGCAGUGAUCCCGUCGGGAGGGCUGGAGUCGCUGCUGGCCACGUGGAGUGCGCACAUGCUGCUCUCUGUACUUCACGCACCGCGCCAGGCAUCGAUCGCCCCAUCAUCACACAAGAUUCAGAGCUGCAGGUAUGCAGCAUCCGACACCGUCAGCGCAGCGCUGGCGGACUGUCUGGAGAAGGACGUAGCCCCUGUUCUCCGCUACCUGACUGCGUUUGGAGCGCCACCGGUGUCCAAGCCUACGUCACAUCAGCGCCAUCACGUGGCUGCAUCAACGCGCGCUUUACGGCAUGCGCUGGUGCUGCUCCUCUCCAGUUUCGUGACGACGUGGCGUGAGGCGCCGUCGCGUGAAACGCCGCCGCCCCCGGGGGCGACGACUUUGACCGGAGAGGAGCGCGCUCUGGCACUGGAGUUUUGCCGUUGUAUCGCCGCGCUCACUGAAAACAACACGGGCUUGGUGAGCAGCGUGACAGGAGAAUGCCCUGGCGAUGCCAGUGCACACGCUCACUCGCGUGAUGCCCGCGCAGAGGCGACGGGGUCGCACGUCACCUCGCUGGAGGCGGUAACCGGGGCUCAGUUUGCGCUGGUAAAGGACGCCCUUGCGGACAUGCUGGCCCCUGAUCACCACAGCGACGGCAGCGCGGCGAGCACUCCUGUUCGCGCGAGGGACUCUGCAGUGGGUAAUGGUCCUCUGUGGAGGGCUUGCGAGGCGUGGAUCGCUGGUGCCGUUGGCACCGCAGUGGGUGUCAGUGCAGCCUCAUCGCCUUCACCCUUCGCCGGCAUCACCGACGCACGCCGGAAAGACGAGGAGACUGUCGACCUUCUCGAGCGUGUGAACGAUCAGCUCAACCAGAUUGCCCGCGGCAGCGCCGUGAACGCCGCGUCUCGUCAAUGUGGAAAGAGCGCUGCCCUGCCGCGUGGCAAAUAA